Molecule: messenger RNA, 2074 nt
Organism: Trypanosoma cruzi
Lineage: Eukaryota; Euglenozoa; Kinetoplastea; Trypanosomatida; Trypanosomatidae
Product: dispersed gene family protein 1 (DGF-1), putative
Exons: 1
Source: RefSeq, a predicted model, not a curated record
GAGAACAACGCGAUGAGAGCGGUCGUAGGCGUUGGUUUGUGAAGAUGGCCACUGUGAGCACCGCGGGGCUGCUGAGAGUGGCGGACUGCACGUUCAUUGGCAAGACGGAAUUUUUUGAUCCCGCGCUGGUGUAUUUAUCGAACUCUCUCACUCUUCAGGGUGGAGCGCAGUGGCGUGUGGAGGGCAACAACGUGAGUUCUGCCUCAGUAUUAAGUAUGCCACGUUCUCAGCAGAAAAUUAAGCUGUCGGGCAGCGGCACCACUGUGGUGCUUGCACACAACCGUCAGGUGGAAGGAAGUGCAGUCUUUGCCAAACUUCUUCCACCGAACACGAUUGUGGAGUCACCCGCGCGAUUUGUGGUGGGGUGCAACCUGCACGAGGAGGGGAAGGAGGUGUCGUACGACGAUGUGUUUCCGGAGGGCGUGGUGGUGUUCGGGUGCGGCACAUGCAACGACGAUGCGGCGUGCUACAUGCCUGGGACGGAGUCGGUGGACCGCGGCUCGUGCUCGUGCAGCUGCAGGGACGGAUGGCAUGGCGCGUCGUGUCUUCCCCUCGAGGUGCUCGUCACUGUUGUGCCGCCCUUGCCGGAGAGAGCCGUUGACGGCGACACGAGCUGCGUGGUGAACCAGACGCUGACGAACCUCACGCUGAACAUGUGGAAGACGCACCACUGCUACGUCGGUGUGACAUUCAACGGCGUGGGUGCUGCGCUGAAGUUUUUUUUCAACGGUAUGCCGCUGCAUUUCCCCAUCAAUAUCACGCUCACUGGGUGCACAUUCCGUGGCGGUGCCGCGCUGCAGUUUGUUGGGGGUGCUGAGGCGGCCGAGUCAGCCGGCGUCCUGAUCCGCGUGAGCCAGACGGUGAUGCGGUCCUCCGCCGUUGCUUUUGCACUCGCCCUCCCGCAGCACUGCGACAUCGCCGUCACGGAGGUUGAUGCGUUGCACUCCUCCGCGGUCCAUUUGCCGGACACAGUGAACAACAAGCUGAGCGUUGUGCUGCUGCAGAAUGUUGUGUUGGCUGCGUCCUCGCUGUUGGUCAGCAACGUCAAUGCGCAUUCCUUGAGGUACGGUGGGUUUGGUUUGUACUCGGUCGGGACGCUGACGCUGGUGGAGGGCAGCUCGCUGUACACGCGUUACUGCAGCUUUGAUGGGUACAAACACCUGUUCUACGUGUACAGGCUCAGUGUCCGCAAUCACUCUGUUUUUGCGCUGCUCAACAACACGAUGUCCACCGGGGCAAGCCUUCUUUUUCAGUACCAAGAAUUCAGCGUGUCGGAUCACAGCGUGUUGCGCGUGGUGGGGAACAGCGUUUUUUCAUUCUAUGCUAUUUACGCGAACAAGUUGUGGAUUGUUGAGCAGUCAAGCUGGUUGGAUUGGCGCGACAACGACGUGGGAUUGGGUGCGAUUUUCAAUGAUUUUGAUUCCACCUUUGUGAGCAUUGACAGCAGCAGUGGCGUGACGCUGACGGGCUGCAAGAUGGGCUCGACGGGGUUGUCGGAGUCUCUGCUGUCGCAGGCUGACGCUGGCUACCGGUUUGUUGCUGGGUGCCUGACGUUUGCGGGACGUUUGCUGACGACGGCGGCAGAGCUGGAACUGAGCGGCAUCACCAACGUGACGACGGUUGCUGCGUGCGGGGAGUGCACGAAGGACGGCGAAUGCUUUGCUUUGCUGACGACGGCGGUCAUUGACUGCGAGUGCCAGUGCGCUGCUGGAGGGCACGGCGAUGUGUGUGUCCCGGCGCCUGUGCCUGCUGGCCCGCCGCCACCGCCCACGCCGCCAGUGCCGCCCACGCCGCCACCGCCGCCGGUUGGUGAGUGCAUCAGCGACAUGGUGUACCCCGAGGUUGCGCAGUCAGUGGGCGGCGGGCUGUCGUGGCUGUGCUACCGCAACGUGACGUUCAGCGGGGGCGGCAUGAGCCUGACGGUGCUGGUUGGGGCGAUGACGGGCGACGUGGCGAAUGUCACGUUCGAUGGAUGCACGUGGAGGGACGGUGCCGUGCUGGCGCUGUUGGGCAACGCAGACGCUGCCGUGGGGUCGCUGAACAUUGUCGUCACCGGCAACACGUUUCGUGACGC